Molecule: messenger RNA, 2049 nt
Organism: Anthostomella pinea
Lineage: Eukaryota; Fungi; Ascomycota; Sordariomycetes; Xylariales; Xylariaceae
Source: the annotation of a GenBank genome assembly
AUGUCUGACGACCGGAAUAAGAUCUCGCUCCGUAGUGGUCCUAAGAGGAAAGGGGGUCGCCCAACUAUAAGUGCGCCUAAGCAGAUCUCGAAUCCAAUCCCCAGCGAUGGCCCUUCAGUGCCCAGGAAUCCGGAGGGUAGAUCCAUAGCCGCCGCUGGCCCUCCACCACCCCGUCAGCGAGCACCACCUCAGACAGGAGGAAAGACUGGUGAUCUGGUCAAACGACGCUAUUCUACCCGCUUCAACAACCUCCCCUCCGACUACGAUGCGACUAAACCCCCUGUGCCUUCGCUUCCCAGCUUCGAUAUAUCCAAAUAUGACCAGCCGGCUCCAAGAUCACGACCGCCUCCGUCAAGGGGUGGAGGUUCGCCCAUGCCUCCACCUGGCGGCACCGCACCGACCGUGGACCCCAAGGUCCUUCGCGAUCCAAGGCUGGUUCCUGACAAGUAUGUCGCUGACAUCCUCAGCGAGGCCACCGAGGACGAGAUCAGGGAAUACGAAUCUGCGCUACGGAAGCUGAAGACCAGGGCCUCGACGGAUCUGCAGCAGAACGUUUACCAGAACCGGACACAAUUUAUCAAGAUUAGCAAGGAGGCCGAAAAGCUCAAGAACGAGAUGCGUUCUCUUCGCAAUCUGUUCAAGGAGCUCGAGGCGAACACUACCGCGCUCAGAGCUGCGUCGGGUAAUCACAGUACACCCGGAGACUUUUCGACGAGCCUAAGCAAGAGAGAUAAGAGAAGCUCGGUUGCGGAUCGAACAGCGCUUUGGAACUCGCAAAUGCAGGCACUAUAUAAGAAUGUCGAGGGAUCGCAGAAGUUUCUGCCAAACUCUAUGGGCCGACACGUCGUUCAGAAUGCGGGACCGUGGAUCGAACUCGAUAACGCGACGUACAAGUCAAGGCGAUCUAUGCAACUUUUCCUCCUGAACGACCAUCUUCUGAUCGCUUCACGUAAGAAGCGGAAGAUGGAUAACCCUAAUGAUACGCGCGGGCCUGCCACCAAAAUGGUGGCAGAUCGCUGCUGGCCGCUCCUAGAUAUUGAAGUGGUCGAUAUGGCGGCAACAUCCGAAUCAUACAGCGGACGCAACAAACUUGCUGAUGCCAUCAUGAUCAGGGGAGUCGGGCAGGAAUCUUUCAUCUAUCGGACGGAGAAACCCGAAGACACCGAGAAAUCGACCCUGCUACUUAAUAUUCGAAAGGCAGUUGAGGAGCUACGGAAGGGUUUGCAGUCGGAGAUGGAAGCAAACAACAAGGCCAAGGAGACGAUCAACUACUUUGCGUCACGGGAUCCUGGAUUACUACAAAAGACAGAGCUGCUGGAGACCCUCUCGGAUAUCAAGGACAUGAUGAUCGAAGUGGAUGGAAAGCAACAAAACCUUCGCUGGGUGGAAGGGGAGAUGGACGAGCUCGACAUUGACAUAGCACUGCAGCGUUUUGACUUGGCCGUCGACCGUGUUGAGAAACUCCAAAAAAUCGCUCGUGAGUUGAAGAACAACGCCAUCGCCCAAGACUUCAUCAACUUCAAGGUUGAUGAGAGGUGCACGAAACUAGCUGGUUUCAUCAUCAGGGAGCUAGUAGAUACCCAUGAUGCGCAGAACAAGACAAGACGAAACGUUGGCUGGCUCAACAGACUAGGUUUUGAGGAUCGGGCGCGAGAAGCAUAUCUGGAGGCUCGGUCUGACUUGAUUCAGAAACGCUCUAGACAAUGCAUCUUCCAAGGUGAUCUCCACGUCUACAUAUGGCAGUUGUCGUUUGUCUACUUUACCAGCAUCAGAAACACGGUCAGUUGUUUCCGGAGCUGCUUCCCACAGGCGAUGAUGAGCGCCUGUGUCAAGUGGGCGAAGGAAGAAGUCGACGCGUUCAAUGUCAUUUUGGCUAGACAGCUGAGCAGUACGGAGAGAGACGGCGAAGUGUGGAAGCAGUGCAUGGAGAGAGCCAAGACGCAUGCUCAGAUGCUUGAGGAGGUGCAGCUGGACUUUAGAGAUCUAGUCGGCAAGGACAUGCCCCUGAGCACGAAUGGUAGUGGUCCCAUUGGUCUAGGCUUAAGGUAG